This is a messenger RNA of Zootermopsis nevadensis, 6337 nucleotides long. Its product is annotated as orexin/Hypocretin receptor type 1. The record is from RefSeq and is a predicted model, not a curated record. Gene Ontology annotation, cellular component: plasma membrane. Gene Ontology annotation, biological process: feeding behavior; G protein-coupled receptor signaling pathway. Gene Ontology annotation, molecular function: orexin receptor activity. NCBI's taxonomy places the organism in Eukaryota, Metazoa, Arthropoda, Insecta, Blattodea, Termopsidae.
GCAGACGCUGUACCCAACUGACUGCUCGUCUACGUUCAGGGACUACGCAUCGCAAGGCAUCGGAAGCAACCCUCCCCUCGCGGGAUUUGAUUCCAAAUUAUAUGUUCUGUGUUGUCGUAAACCAUCUGUAAUCUGCUCGUUUUAAAUGUGUCAGGUGUUGUGAAUACUCAGCUUUCUUCUGUCGAUAUUUUGACACGUUAACAUAAUUUUUUCGUUAGUGAUACAGCAGCUUAAUUAUUCUUGAAAGGAAGGUUUCAACUUCAGUUUAAAAGCAGGAAGAGACGAUGAGAAGAACUUGUUAGAUCACUCCUGUUUACAAAGUUUAAGGAGCUAAUUUUUAAUAUGAAUGUAACUGAUCACGAAUAACGCAGAAAGUUACAGAUUAUGUUGUAAAUUUACAUUGAAUUUGCAAUAUUUGUAAACAUAUGAGCGAGGAGAAUUGUAUUGAUCUCCCAGUGACCUACACAUUUUAAUUACUGGGUGUUUAAGAGUAGAUUCAAACAUUUUGGAACAGUAACAUCUGCAGAAUACUGAGUUAAUUUAUUCAAAUGUGUAUCAGCACUAGGUGCACGUGAACUUACAAGGAUUUUUAUUUUAAGCGAAACAUUUAAUUCGGGAUUUGUUAAAAUCUGUGAAACUAACUUUUUUUUUCUUAUCGACUCCAUGUUUCUUAUCAAAUUUCUGUUUUAGAUCAUAUCCGUUAGUCUAACUGGUGCAUAAGUCAACGUACCAUCGUGACGUAUAGUUGUCGUUCUUCAAUGUGAAUAUCGUACGCUGUUGGAUGUAUGAUUUCAAUGCUGUUAAAUAUAUAUGGAGUGUGUCCGAAAUUUUGUGUUGUAUAGUUGGGCGGUUUAUGUAUGGUAUUAUCCGCUGAAACACGCUAUUAUAUUCAACACCCGUAUCUAAUACUGUGCUUUUAAACGCAUGGUUUAAUACAUUAAAACGAAACCUUUACUCCAGCAGGCGUACCGAAACGUCCUGUGGCAAAUAUUGCUGAAGACGAUUGAAGAUGGUGAUAUCUGAACGCUGUAUGUCAUGUCAGAAAGAGUUGACAAUUUCUUACUGAAGACAGAUUAACGAAGAUUUAUCCGAUAUGAUUAACGUUACCGGAGGUAUAUUGCCAGGCACAGCAGGGCCGAUGUUGCCUUCUGACUUAUUCGCAACUGUGCUCACCAAUUCCACCGCCAUGAUGGAAAACAUAUCGUCACUUAUACCGACUUUAUCGUCAUCGAAAUAUGCCAGCACCGAUCACUCGGAUUACCCAUCAGCCUCAGUGUUCUCUAGCGACAUGGCGAACACAUCAGUACCCGUGGAUCACCUUGAUUACGACGAGAACUCGACAGACAGCUGCAGCAAUGAAUACUGCAUAUCUGACGAUGACUACCUCAACAUGAUAGAGAAUCACAUAUUCCCCACGGCUUACGAGUGGGUCCUCAUCGCAUUUCACACUGUCGUCUUUUUCGUCGGCUUGAUAGGCAAUGCGUUGGUUUGCGUGGCAGUUUAUAGGAAUCACAGCAUGAGAACUGUGACCAACUACUUCAUCGUGAAUCUCGCCGUGGCCGAUUUUAUGGUGAUCUUCUUCUGUCUCCCGCCGACGGUCGUCUGGGAUGUGACGGAGACUUGGUUCAUGGGAACUGCGCUCUGCAAAAUUGUCCUGUACUUCCAGACGGUGUCCGUGGCUGUGUCCGUGCUUACCCUCACCUUCAUCUCCGUGGACCGCUGGUACGCCAUCUGCUUCCCGCUCAAGUUCAAGUCCACGACUGGCCGGGCAAAGACAGCCAUCAUUAUCAUCUGGCUUCUCGCCUUGGCUUUCGACAUCCCAGAGUUGAUGGUUCUGCAGACUCGGCCCAGGAAGGAACUGCGCAUCGAAACACACUUCUUCACACAGUGUUUGCCCUCGUGGUCCGACCGCUCUGAGAUGACAAUCCAUGUGAUGAAGGCGGUGCUGCUGUACACUCUUCCCCUCAUAUUUAUGUCAGUGGCGUACUGUCAGAUCGUGAGAGUGCUGUGGCGUUCCGACAACAUCCCGGGACACACCGAGACCAUGAACUACUAUGGUACAGGCGCGUGUAACAACUCUCUGUCUGCGAUCAGGCGCAACACGAUGAACACGAACGCCAACAACACGACGGAGGGUCAGCUGAGGUCCCGAAGGAAAGCUGCCAAGAUGCUGGUAGCUGUCGUCAUCAUGUUCGCGGUCUGCUACUUCCCAGUUCAUCUGCUCAGUAUUAUCAGAUACGCAAUGAACAUCCCAACCUCAGACGCGAUGGUGGCCGUCGCAAUGCUUUCUCAUUGGCUGUGCUAUGCCAACAGCGCUGUGAACCCAGUCAUCUACAACUUCAUGAGCGGAAAAUUCCGCCGCGAAUUCAAACGCACGUUUCUCCAAUGCCGUUGCCUUUAUCAGACCACAACCUCUUCUCCCCAAUCUGGUCACUUCAAUAACCGCGUUUCUACAGCCUGCGAGUACCCUAUGACUGCUUCAGCUGCCCACGGCUCCACAUCCGUACGUAGCGGCUCCUUCCUGCCCUCUUCCGCUGGUUCCAAUUCCCGACGACAGGGGCGCAGUUACUUGGCCAACAACAAUGAGACGUCCAGCAGUCGAUUCUGACAUAGACUGCUGGUGCCCUCCAGCGGCAGCAGUGUGGACUACGGCAGCAAACAUCGCCGGGUGACGUGGGCUUCACGAGAUACUCACACAUCUGAGGGACAGCCAGCCACGGUCCCACCAACUGCAGGAACAUUCCAUUAUGCUUAGAUUGCAGACACAAACCGCAGCAAAGAACGGAUCAAAACUGUAAAACCACAACCCUAAAAUGAAAGGAACAUACCUGGAUCUCUGUACGUCAUUGUUACUCACGAUCACUUGAAAACGAGUUUAAAGUUUAUUCUUUUUUUAAUUUUUUUAUUUAAAUAAGGUGGAAUUGGCAACACUGUUUCUCGCAUCGUAGCGUAAAGAAUAGUUUCCAUAUCAAGACACAACUGAACACCCUGCACUGUGCCUGUGAAGACCUGUGGAAAUGCAUCAAACACGCAACUGAGAGAGAUUUGAAUGUGAUAAGUCAUGUAUUCGGAAGUAUUGUGGAUUCGCUCAAGUUUGUUUACCUCGAAACUCUAAAAUUCCAGAUUAUUCAAUAACUCUGUGAAUAAUUUACCACGACUUUUUUUUUUUGAACUGUUACCAGGAUGGCGGGUUGGUCAGUCACAGGAACCCUAACGUCGAGAUAAGGAAGGUGAUCACUGUCGAGGGUCGUGAGACCUAAUCCCCAUGCCCUUAAGUGAUCAUGCUUUGUGGUAAAAUCUGCUUAAAACGGAAUAUUGUCUUGUAUGAGAUCUCAAAUCUCACCAUAUCGAUUUUAAUCUUCUGGUUGCGACGCCGUGAGAAUCUCAGAUCUCACGCAGUUUGAAUUUCCCAUUAUGACAUGAACAUGGUCUGUUAAGAUGUCUCGUGCGUAAUGCACUUUGUGUGUGACGUAUUCCCUUUGUGGAAAUAACCUAAAACGAAGACUUUCAAUGAACACUGACUGCCCGAAUGAAUGUUCUCUCAAGAGGUAGAUGUUUCAUGGCUGGCUUUUAACGUAAGAGGUUCUUACAGUGUUUGAUGUGAUCAUGAAAAUUCACAAAGAACUCCAUUUCACCUAAUGCUUUCCCCUCGCUAUGCUAUCGUAAUCGAGCCUUAAAAUACGUUUUAAUACAGUCAUGCCUCUCUUAAAGAUAUUUCCUGAAUAAUCGUUCCCAUGUUACAAAGCGUUUAUCACAGACAACCACAGUAGGUCUUACCCAUUAUAAAGAUCGCCGGUUGGUUCUUAAGUCAUUUAACGACACUGUAUCAGUCUUAGAGCCUGCCUUUCGACUAGGGAGAUAUGUGUACGGUGAGAUUUCAAGUUCUCAAGCGACGUGUAUGGAAAUGGGAGUCUUCUGGGAUAUUGUUCCGUGUUAUCUGGUAGAUAUUCACCGACGAUGCUAUGAUAAUGCAGUAAGUAUAGUGGGCGCAGUAGUUUUUGGCCGGUGGAAUUUUCAAGGGGAAGGCUAGGAGCGAGUCUCUUGUGCUAUGGUAUAAUGCUGACUGCACCGAGGAGCUUGUGUGACUGAACGCCCAAACAAAAGAAAUGCACUGACCGUGCCACCUCAGGUACACAGAGUAGGCCCGUCCGCCAGCUCCACUAGCACAAUGACGCAUUAUCGUUCUGGUCAGACUGUACCUUGGUGUCUUAGAUCAUCACCCUCUGUAUUCAUAGGUGGUAAUAUUUCUGGCAGACAGGCGCCAUGUUCGCUCAACUCCGUUAAUUGCCGACAGAUUUUGGACUAAACUGUUAUUCUUCUCUUUAGGAUUUUGCUGCUGGAGUUCAAUAUAAGGCUUCGCCCUUUUUUGGGUUGAACCGCGUCGAAUGUUGAGAAUUACACAACAUUUUGGCAAGCAUUGCAGUUGCCAUCUUCAGGGUGAGUAUGUUUUGAUUGUUUCUGCGGGUGUAAUGUGACGUAUCUGAUAGGGAGAGAGUGGGCUACUAGAUUAAUAUUGACCCUGAAGAUGGCAUCUGUAAUGUUUGCCGAAACUUUGGAUAAAUUUCAACAUUUGACGCUCAUCCCGAGAGUCGAAGUUUUACACAGACUAAACAGAUUCUAUACGUACAGCUAUGUGUUGUGUGUCUUUAUUUAUAGUCCUUGGGCUUUGUGAUGAUGUGGAGUGUUAAGAAUGUCAUGGAAAUCUGCAGGACUUAAGUGCUUUAGAUGAUUUUGCUAUAUUUGUUCCUUGUUUGAACGGUAGUAAUCUUAGUUUUGUGUGCGAACUUCAAACUUCGACUUACUUACUUCACUAUUGCAAUCUAAGUGAUAUUUAUAUGGCGUUAUUUUAAUAAAAUUUUCCAUUAUAUGCUAACGUUAUGUGAACUUAACAUUUUCGAUCACUACAGACCUAAAACUAUCAAGAAAAAUGUAUGCCCCAUUAGACAAAUUGGUUAUUAGCAUUAGCUCGUUUGCGUGUAAGUUCCAGUUAUGUACCUUACGUGUCAGUGACGUAUCUAAUACUUCAAAGGAAGAGAGAAGUAUAAAAUCAUUCAUACAAACAAAACUGUUUACACUUUAAGUGAAAAUUACUCCCUAUAAGUCAGUGGCUUGUCUAUUAUAUUUCAAUGAUACUAGAUAAAAAAACUUUUGAAAUUUGCACCGCACAUGUCAGUGGCUUAUCGUGAAUUAUAUUCCGAUGCUAUAACAUUAUUCGUCAAAACAGCGGCAGGUUUCUGAAGUUAAGUCCGCGAUGGACAUUAGAAAACAGACCCGUUAUGUUCAUGGUUACACACUCGUAAUUCGAGUAGGCCUGUAUCAAGAUCAGUGUUCCACGAAUUUGUGCAAUAAAUCGUAUAUUCCCAAGUUAUAGUCUGAAAAAGGGAAAUAUCUUAUCUUUCGUAAUGCAGGGUUCAUCGACUAUAGUUUUGUCUUCGUAUGCCUUCACGUUCACGGGACAAGGAUGUAUUUAUGGCCACUUACAGUUGUGUGCCCCGUUUUCGUGAGCGGACAUUUUGUGGUGUGCCGCAGGUGUGAAUAGGUUUCGGACCACUGGCUUGGACCAAAACACGAAAAUCGGGAAUUACCAUUUGUGAAAUCGCGUAAUCUUCUGUGAGACGUUUUUAUUAAAAGAUUUAACCAGUCCUACAAAUUUUCCACUCGUACCUAAUUUUACAGAAAAAGAUAAUUCAUUGUAUAGGGCUACAUUAAUUAAAAAUUUAAUUUGCAAUAAAAGUGAUUAAUUAUAAUUUCCUCAUUUACAAUAGCUGCAUCUUCAUAGCACAUAUUUUAAAAUAUUAGCCUAUAAUAAAUCCUUGAAACGGGAUAUUUUUAUGUCGUUAGCCAGUAAAGUUAAAUGUAUUAUCAGGCUGUUCGUAAUUUUUAAUUAAUUAAUAAUUCGUUAGGUAUUUAUACUACUCAGAUAUUGGUGUUCUUAUAUAACUUCUCCUUAUACUUAUCAGUUUCUUUGACUUGAUUAAGAAUUCGACAGUCAUGUUUUGUGUUAACUAAAGAUGUUUAUGAUGUCUUUGUAAUCAUGUAUCAUAUAAUACAUAUUGUAGUACUUGGGGAAAUUAUACGCUCAUAUUUAAAGAGAACACAACUACAAUAACGAGGUAGUUGGGGAAAAAAAUAUUAUUAAAUUACAUAUUUGUAUAUUCCACGUUUUCUCUUAUGUUUGUCACUGUUAUUAUUCCUUGCUAAACUUUGAUUCCAAUAUGGUUCCAAGACUUAUGCACAUCAUCUUACUCAGACUGGAUGUCUGGAUGUUUGGAUGUUUCGUCAUUCAUGUCAAACUGCACUUUGUAAUCAUGUCAGAGAAUAAACUUUAUUUCUUGAA